AUGGUCGCUCCGUGGUCAUCUCGAUGUGCAUGCUGUGUUAAUGUUGAUAUUUCGUUAUUUUCAGAAAUUUUCAUGACUGUUAGAGGAUUUCUCUCUGCUUGGGAGCACCGGGGGUACUAUAAUCCCAGGACUAGUCAAUACACCCUCCUUAUUUCCAUUACUGGCAUACAUUAUUGUUUUUACGGACAAUGUCAUUAUGGGAUGCCAUGUAAGGAAGAGGUGAAUGCUACUGAAAAGGGGAAGAGGCCUCACCCGGUCAUGCUCACACGCCUGCUCGCUUUGGUGGCCCAUGCUUUGGCAGAGGCAGAUAAUAGGCCAGAACCCAAAGACCUAUGGAAAGAGCCAAUAAAUGCUACUUUGUGGAAACCUUGCUCUGACCAAAGGGAUUGGGAAGCAUCAGGCAAUAUCAGUUCAUCAGAGGGAACCAAUGGUUACAUCAUCAUCAGUGCAAAUGGUGGAAUAAACCAGCAAAGGGUAGCGAUCUGCAAUGCCGUUACCAUAUCCCGGUUGCUCAACGCAACUCUUGUCAUUCCAAAGUUCUUGUACAGUAAUGUUUGGCUGGACAAAAGCCAGUUUCGAGAUAUAUAUCAGGAGGAUUAUUUUAUCAAAUAUUUGAAACCUGAUAUUCGGAUUGUGAAGGAGCUUCCUUUGGAGUUGCAAUCGUUAGAUUUGGAGGCAAUUGGUAGCCUUGUUAAUGAUACAGAUGUCAUGAAAGAGGCAAAGCCAAGUAUAUAUGUAAAAAAGAUACUACCAAUUUUACUGAAGAACAGAGUUGUCCACUUUGUAGGAUUUGGCAACCGCUUAUCUUUUGACCCGAUACCUUUUCAACUUCAGAGAUUGCGAUGCAGAUGUAACUUUCAUGCUCUUCGUUUUGUACACAAAAUACAAGAAACUGGUGCAUUACUUGUAGAGAGAUUGCAAGGCCACAUGCCCCAUCUGUCGCCUUUGCAAGAUAAUCUUUUAGGUCAUUUUGCUGGGAAAUCCAUCCCCAGUGGGAACAGGAACGAGUCGUCCAAAUAUCUAGCAGUUCAUCUCAGAUUUGAGAUUGAUAUGGUUGCAUACUCAAUGUGUUACUUUGGUGGUGGGAAAGAUGAGGAAGAGGAAUUAGAGAUGUAUCGUCAAAUUCAUUUUCCUGUUCUGACAGAAAUCAAGAGGACAACAAAGUUGCCCUCUGCUGCUUUCUUGCGAUCUGAAGGCAAAUGCCCCCUUGCACCUGAAGAAGCUGUGCUUAUGCUCGCUGCUAUUGGUUUCAAGCGCAGGACUAGUAUAUAUAUUGCAGGUGCUGAAAUUUAUGGAGGGAGGCAUAGGAUGGCUGCCAUAAGUCGCCUUUAUCCUGCUUUAGUAACUAAAGAAACACUUCUGUCCCCAUCGGAGCUUGAACCAUUCAGAAACUUCUCAUCGCAGUUGGCAGCUCUGGACUUUAUUGCAUGUGCAUCAGCUGAUGCAUUUGCUAUGACUGACCCAGGCAGCCAGUUCUCUUCUCUUGUUCAAGGAUACCGCAUGUACUAUGGUGGUGGGGACCUUCCCACAUUAAGACCAAAUAAGCGUCGCCUAGCCAGCAUACUUGUGAAGAAUGCCACAAUAGAGUGGAAGGAAUUUGAAACAAGAGUAAACAAACUCAUACAGCAAACUAAGCAAGUCCAUGAGAGGCCAAUUGCGAGGAGCAUAUUCAGACAUCCGCGUUGUCCAGAGUCCAGUGGCCCAGAGCUUGUUUUGGCUCUUUGGCUGAUACCUCGACAUGAAGCACCACUGGAAUCAACUUGGAGAUUGGGUGACAAAGCUCUCACUUUAAGCUGA
This is a messenger RNA of Triticum turgidum subsp. durum (durum wheat), 1797 nucleotides long. The record is from the annotation of a GenBank genome assembly. Lineage: Eukaryota; Viridiplantae; Streptophyta; Magnoliopsida; Poales; Poaceae.